UUUGAUUGGCGGAAUAGUUUAGUCAUCGACUUUUAGUCAGGGUCAUUAAUUUAGUCAUUUAUCUAUUUUUAUUUUUAUUUUAAUCUCAAAGUAGGCAUGCGCCAUUGUUGUUGUUGUUGUCAUUUUUUUCGUAAGCAGUGGUUUUCCACUGAGCUAUCGAUUGCGGACGAUAUCUUUUUGUUUUUUGUCAAAAAUAAACAAGUUGGCUGAACGUGCUACAUUGCCAGGUAUGUAACUAAAAAUAGAAGCUUAUUGUCAUUUCCUUAUUUAACAAAUAUAUCUAAUCAUAUUUGUCAUAUAUUUUGUAGCUAGCUAUUUUUUGUCAGAUCCUGAAUCCAUUCAAGAAUUGCGGAAGGGAGAAGUUAAUGUUCUUAAUGAUGAUGGAGAUAGAAGUGAAGCAGCUUUUUUAAAAAAAGGGCCGUUCUACAGAUGUUUGCUGAUAGUUGCUGGCGAUUAUUUUAACCUUGUUAUUAUUAAAAUCGUACCUUGACAUAAGCCUAACGUCGCGACGAGGUCACUAAGUAAAGUAUCUUUUUAUAACAACGUCUAGAGUAGAGAGUUGAAAAUAGCAAGAGAAUAUAAGAAAAUCUUUCCUCAUUGGCUUGAAGGUAUACUAAGUUUCAUUUUUGCGCAAUUCCUAAAGUCACAGUUCAGGGUAUUGUCAAUUGUCAAAGAAUAGUUUGAAGACACUAACAAUUAAACCUAAAAUUGAUGUCUAAUGCUUUGUUGUUUAAUGCUUUGCAAGCAAAAAAUUUAAAUUUGUUUAGCUAGCGACCUUAGAUAAUUAAAUCCUUUAAAAUUGCAGCUACUUUUUUAGCAGUAAAAGUCAUAUCGUGUUUUGUUUAUUCUACGUUAUUUAUAAAUAUUUUAAUUUUUUAUGUAGUGGCCAUGUUGAAUUAAUUCAUCAUUGUUUUUAGGUUUUUUUUAACUGUAGCUACCUGAUGAAGCAUUCAAAUCUAAAAUUCAUAAUUAAAAUUACUUCACAAGCGUGAAAUUUAUUUAAACGCUCUGACGUCAAAUGCGGUUUAACAAACAAGACAUAUAAAUGUCUUAUUUGCAAAAACAUACUCACACGCGUGCACACAUCAACAGUCGAAGGAAAGUAUGCGUUUUGGAAAAGCAGUGCAGCUGUUAUUUCGAAAAUUUCGUUCCGAAAAAGAAUGCUUUGGGCACCCGAUCAAUCAUCUUUCAGCUAUUAUCAUAAGUUGGUAUCAUAAGUGGAUGUUGAACUUCAUCCUUUGAUUAGUUUAUAAACUCUUUCAAAACAAGCCAUUCCUGGCACGGCGUUGACAUAGCAACUGUGCGUGGAUAGCCGCGGAUCCUUUAAAAUUUCUGUGUUGAAUUACUGUGUUGAUGACAUCAUGUGAUAUACAUGUUGUCGCUAAAAACAAGUAUCAGACUUAUUUUUAAUUUUCCUUAAUUAGAUUUUAACAUGGCUAUACAAUUGAUGUAAAUUUAACAUGGCUACAGUUAAUGAAAUUACUACGUGACUUCAGUUGCUACUCCUAAAUUCUUAAGAAAAUCACUUAUGUAAACGAGUAAUUAUUAUUUUUAUCUUGUAGUAUUAAAUUUAAUGGUUUGCGCAAAUACAGGACACACAGCAGGAGGAUUUCUUUAGAUACGCAUGACACGUCUGAUAGAGAAAUGGAUUUGACAAUUUGGCUUGCAUUGUUUUUCUUUAACGUUAUUGAGGGAACAAAGAAUACAUCUGAUGAAAACGACUGUUCACUAUUUCAAAACAACUACAAGCAACUACAAGCAUUGCCUAACACAACAAAUUGCUUACAACUAAAGGCAAGUGUCUCCAACCUUAAACAAGUAUGCCAUAAGUACCGCGCAACAUGCAAAGGAUUUCCACACUCAGAAAAGUUCACCACAAACGACAAAGACAAAAAUAUUUUUGUCGUAGGCCUCAAUAUGUCAGCUCUUCCACAAAAAGCGAGAAAAGAUUGCUGGGGAGUUAUUUCACACAUCACUGGAGGAAACUUGAAUAAAUGCGAGUACAAAAGCUUUGACCAGGGAUAUGAGGAGUUUUAUAUCCAGUACUUCACAAAUAAGAUGUACACAUUUAACAUGACCUUACUACCCACUGGAGAGACCAAGGUAAUACCUUGGCAAUCACCUGAUCAUGAUUGUACAAUGUCGGUUUCGGAUUAUAUUCAAAACGCUAUCCAGAAUUUGUAUGGUACAAGUAACUACUGUUUUAAUAAAAAAAAUGCUAUGUCGGUGAUGAAUUUCGCAAAAAUUCAAUGCAAGAAACACGAUUAUAGUGCGACCAGAGUUAAAGACAUUUUGAAAAAUAACCUUCAUGUUACAAGUGAAUGCAAAUAUCUUUUAAACAAAGUCAAAGCGAACUCAAGCAAAGGAGAGUUAGAACGUAUGUCCGUGUUGACCAUUGUAGUUGUCAGCAUAUCACUGGGCAUUGUCCUACUUCUAAGCGUGACAUGUUUUGUUGUGUGGCGCAGAAGUAAAGUUCGUCGGAACACGCAAGAUAAUGACGAAACACUCAGAAUAGUUGAACCAACAACAUCAGACAAUAAAAGUACAUCAGUUAUGAUUUUAAACCGUCCUGGUUGUGAACUACUGGAAGUAUUUCUUCGUGAUUUUGCGUUCGUUCUCAGUUCCUAUGGAAUCAACGUAAGAAUGGCAUUACUUGAGCAAAACGAAAUUGAUGCGGACGGAGGAAUAGCCUCGUAUAUGCAGAAGCAUAUUAAUAAAUGCGACUACAUUCUUAUUAUGUGCACAGAAAACACAAACGAAAACAUGGAGAUUUUGAAACACAGGCCGUACGAGUUUGCAUUGAAAAUUAUCGGAGGAAUGGCAUUUCAUCAAAACGACUCUUCGCGUUACAUCCCAAUGUAUUUAUCAUCUUAUAAAGAAUCAGUCAAAACCAUACCAUCUUUUUUAAAUGCAUCAACAUCCUUUGGAUAUCAGCUGCCACAAGAUAUAAAAAAGUUACUGUCAAGAAUUACCUCUAAGAAGCAAUUACAAGCAACCGGUGAAAGGAUAGCGAAAGAUCAAUUUUUUAUCAAAAAAAUGAAUGAACAUAGAAAGAAGAUUCUGGAAAAACAGCAUCCCCAUUGCAUUAAAGAAUAUUGCACCAAGGGUACAUGUCAUGGCAGUAUAGUUAACCUUUCAUCGAUAUGGCCAACAACUGUUCAAUCAGCUAAAUGGUCCUCUUUGCAUUCCUUGAAUAACAACAACUUAGAUGAUGUCUUAAAGGAAUCGACUUUAUGUGACAUGACUUUGGCGUGCAAAUACAAUAUGAUGAUAGGGGAGUAUAUGAAUUCCUGCGAAGAUUAAGAUUUUAUGGUCAUGUAUGGCCAUUUAUAAUAAUAAUAAUUACGCACAAAGAAAAAAGUUGCCAUUUUUCCGGUUACAUCAUCACAAUGUAACAGGAAACAACAUUAUAACUAAACCAAAUAGUUCACUGGAAGUUUGUUUUUAGAACUGCUUAAAAAAAGAAUUAUUGAUGAAAAAGUAAACAUGCUUGGGAUAUGUUUAUUCCGGACAUGUAGUAUAUGUAUAUAUUGUUUAUAUGUAAAGUAAUAUUUAUCCGAAAAAUUUUUUACUAAGCGA
This is a messenger RNA of Hydractinia symbiolongicarpus, 3579 nucleotides long. RefSeq lists its product as uncharacterized. Lineage: Eukaryota; Metazoa; Cnidaria; Hydrozoa; Anthoathecata; Hydractiniidae. Bases 1645 to 3303 code for a protein of 552 amino acids. The transcript has 12 exons. Gene Ontology annotation, molecular function: interleukin-17 receptor activity. The record is from RefSeq and is a predicted model, not a curated record.